This is a messenger RNA of Momordica charantia (bitter melon), 824 nucleotides long. RefSeq names its product putative BOI-related E3 ubiquitin-protein ligase 2. The record is from RefSeq and is a predicted model, not a curated record. Lineage: Eukaryota; Viridiplantae; Streptophyta; Magnoliopsida; Cucurbitales; Cucurbitaceae. Gene Ontology annotation, biological process: regulation of programmed cell death. Gene Ontology annotation, molecular function: ubiquitin-protein transferase activity.
ACAGGCCGUUUCAUUUCUCUCUCCAGGAAAAGUUUUCUUAAAACCUGAAUUUCGAGUUCCGAGAAGAAGAAUUUGUUAAGAAAGAAGCCAAGAGCCAGCGCGGAACUGAGAAGAAAGAAGAAGAAGAAGAGCAUAUAGAGAGAUCGAUUCAUUUAGGUUAAUUGUGAGGGAAUUCGGUAGUGUUAUGUGAAAUAGGUUUUCGCUUAGAUAUGGGAUACGGAGCGCCAUUAACAGGAUUCAGUGGUAAUGCUGCGUCGGAGGCUCUGUUUCCGCCGUAUAAUUCUGUAGCGAUCGAUUCGUUUCCUAAAGCGGCGGUGGCCGUCGAUACCGCCGCUGUCAUGAAGUCCGACAGCGGUAUUACCUGUAACCUUCCGAUACCGAGAAAGCGGGCAAGGGAUCAUUCCACCAUCAACCGAUUGCUCUCGACCUCUUAUCCUUCGCCUGCUCAUUACCAGAAAAACUGCGGAUGUUUUUAUUUUCUUGGCGAAGAUAUCUCCAUCCAAAUUCAACAGCAGCAAUUUGAUCUCGACCGAUUGAUAUCCCAACAUAUGGAGAAGGUGAGGAUGGAAGUGGAAGAGAAGCGAAGGAGGCAAGCGAGGAGGAUUUUGGAGGCGAUAGAGGUAGGGAUGAUGAAGAUAUUGAGGAACAAAGAGGAGGAGAUCGAGAAGAUGGGGAAACUGAAUUGGGAGCUAGAAGAGCGAGUGAACUCGCUGUGUAUGGAGAAUCAAAUAUGGCGCGACGUGGCGCAGACGAACGAAGCGACGGCGAAUGCGCUCCGGUGCAACCUGGAGCAAGUCCUAUGUCAAGAGGAUGAUAUGAUAUGA